AUGGACUCGGUGGACGAAAUUUUAAUUAAAAAGUUACCUAAAAACGAAGUAGACAAGUUCAAUAGAAUUUUCUUUGGACGAAAGGAUCAUAGUACGCUUCGACUCAAAGAUGAAACAAAAAAGGCCAGUGAAAACGAUAAUUUCGAUGUUUUUGGAUAUUCGUUCGAUGCGACAAAAGAACAAUUGCGGCAACCGAGAGUUUUGAGGUUAGGUUUAGUACAGCAUUCCAUUGUUUUGCCAACGCAUAAGCCGAUUACUGAACAGAGAACAGCAAUAUUUCAUAAAGUAAAGAAAAUCAUAGAAAUAGCAGCGUCAGAAGGGGUUAAAAUCUUGUGUUUACAAGAAACGUGGGCUAUGCCAUUCUUCCUUUGUACCAGGGAAAAAGAAAAGUGGUCGCAAUUCGCCGAAUCGGCUCAAUUCGGCCCCAGUACUAUGUUCUUAAGUGAAUUAGCUAAGAAACACGAAAUGGUAAUAAUAUCUCCGAUUCUAGAAAUUGAUGAAAACGCCACCUGGUGGAAUACGGCGGUAGUUAUAAACGAGAAGGGACACUAUUUGGGUAAGCACCGCAAAAAUCAUUUGCCAAGUGUUGGCAGUUUUAGUGAAACCGCUUAUUAUUCACCUGGCAAUACCAAUCACCCGGUUUUCGACACGAAAUAUGCAAAAAUCGCUAUUAAUAUAUGUUAUGGACGACAUCAUGCUUUAAACUGGUUAAUGUUUGGUUUAAAUGGCGCUGAAAUAGUUUUCAACCCUGCCGCUACUAUCUCCGAGUUUGGAGAGUCCUUUUGGGGAAUCGAAGCCAGAAAUGCUGCAAUAGCGAACGGUUAUUUUACUUGCAGCAUCAACAGGGUUGGCACAGAGGAGUUUAAUCUCAAUGAUAAGGUAAUAAAGAGGACUUAUUACGGCUCUAGUUAUGUCACAGCCCCGAAUGGUAUCAGAACACCAAUGAUGUCUAGGCAAAAAGACGGUUUGCUUACAGCUGAAGUUGAUUUAAAUGCAUGUAGGCAAGUUAAGGAUCAGUGGGGUUUUAACAUGACUUCAAGAUUGGAUAUGUACGCGGAAAGUCUUCAAAAUAUUGUCGAAAAUAAAGGUGACAACCAAUAA
Molecule: messenger RNA, 1101 nt
Organism: Leptosia nina
Lineage: Eukaryota; Metazoa; Arthropoda; Insecta; Lepidoptera; Pieridae
Source: the annotation of a GenBank genome assembly